This is a messenger RNA of Phlebotomus argentipes, 1449 nucleotides long. RefSeq names its product oocyte zinc finger protein XlCOF6.1-like. The transcript is spliced from 3 exons. Gene Ontology annotation, cellular component: nucleus. Gene Ontology annotation, molecular function: RNA polymerase II cis-regulatory region sequence-specific DNA binding; DNA-binding transcription factor activity, RNA polymerase II-specific; zinc ion binding. Lineage: Eukaryota; Metazoa; Arthropoda; Insecta; Diptera; Psychodidae. Gene Ontology annotation, biological process: regulation of transcription by RNA polymerase II. Bases 52 to 1419 code for a protein of 455 amino acids. The record is from RefSeq and is a predicted model, not a curated record.
CAGUUUGUUAUUGUUUUGAUCGUAUAUAGGAUUAUUUUACAUUUAAAUUCUAUGGAUAAAUUGGUAAAGAACAGCUUGAAUAAUCUCUGCCGAGGGUGUCUGCUGAAUUUAGACACAGCUGACAGUGUUGUUUUCGCUUUGUGUGACGAAUCAAGUAGUUCAGAGAAGUUUGAAUGCUGCACUAAUAUAAAAAUCUGUGCGAGCGAUGGCUUGCCGACAAAUUUGUGCAUGGAGUGCAUGGACAAGUGCAAUUCAUGGUACGACUUCAAGAAACAAUGCGAAGAGUCGAACGAGAUCCUGCAGAAACUUAUCCACCAGCGGGAAGCGACAGAGGCUCCUCUUGAACACCUCGAGAAUGCUAGCGCUUUGGUCUUCACCUUUUCCGGCAGCUCAGCAGAAAUGCACGAACUGGACAGCGUGAUUCUCUCUGAAAUUGACUUGGGCAUAAAAAAAGACAUCGCAGAGGAUUCUCAAGUUGCUCUGGUUGGUGAAAACUCACCGGACAAUUCUAGCAACGAGGCGGACAUUGAGGAGCCCAGGAGCGCAAGGAAAACGAAAUCUGCCCGCAGUCAGCAUCGAUGUGCGAGCUGCAAGAGGAAUUUCAGGAACGAGGAACGCUACGAAGCUCACAUGAGAGAACACAAAGGGCUCAAGCCAGAAGUGUGUAAGAUCUGCAACAAGGAGUUUAACAACUUGAGAGCACUUCGGCGGCAUCGAAUAAAGCACAACGACAUGAAGCAGUACUCUUGCCAGACGUGUGGGAAACAGUACAAAUACGCCACAUCGCUCACUCUCCACACGAAGGUGCACAAGAACAUCCGGUGCUACAUCUGUGAUCUCUGCGGCAAAUCUUUCAUCCGCGCCCACGGUCUGCAGAGUCACAUGCUAUCGCACUCCACGGAGAAGCCCUUUUCUUGCAGCACCUGCGACAAGACCUUUAAGAACCAGGUGAUGCUGAAGAACCACGAACUUCGCCAUAACGGUGUGAAGAGAUUCAUCUGCUCAGUGUGCGGGAAGUGCUUCACCACGUCGCCUGAACUGACUACGCACACGAGGAGUCAUACGGGAAUCAAGCCGUUCAAGUGCACGAUGUGCGAGAAGAGCUACAAGACCAAGAGCCAUUUGGCUGUUCACAUGAGAUGCCACACAGGACUGAGACCGUAUGCCUGUGAUCUGUGUCCGCAGAAGUUCGCCCACAACAAGGUGCUGAAGCAACACAGAUUGACGCACACGGGAGAGCGUCCGUAUAGCUGUGAUGUGUGCCAGAGACCCUUCCGGCAGAAGAGCACCCUCAAGGCCCACCUGAAGACUCACAAGCAAGUUGAGCAGUCGCCUACAAUGGACCAAUUCUCCGUGGCUUCUUACCUUGGCGAUGGCCAGACCAUAGAGAUGUCACAAAGCGAUUAUAUAUCCAUGUAGAUUUACUUAUCCUCAGAAAUUUCAUCCAGA